ACAUGACCUGAGCUAACAAGAUGGCUGAGCAAAGAGGAAUCAAGAGAGCUAGGAGAGAAAAGGACGAAGAAACCAGUCUACGCAAGUUUGAGGAUGCUUUACAUCUGUGUACAGCUAAAUUUGGAUAUAACACCCUGAGAAAUGAACAAAGAAUUGCUGUUCUGUCAUUCUUCAAAGGAAAUGAUGUGUUUGUUUGCCUUCCAACAGGCUAUGGCAAAUCAUUCUGUUAUUAUUGCCUUCCCCUGCUUUUUGAUUUUUUAAAUGACAAGUCUUCAUGGUCUGUUGUAAUAGUAGUGAGUCCUCUUGUUGCUCUGAUGACUGACCAAGUAGGAUUUCUGAAAUCUAAGGGAUUCACUGCUGUCAUUUGUAAUAGCUGUGCAGAGGCUGAGCAGUCGUCGAUAGCAAAUGGUGAUUUUCAAUUUGUUUUUACUAAUCCAGAAACGUUAUUUGAUAAAAAUUGGACGGAUGUUUUUACCAGCUCUACAUUACAAGACAGAUUAGUAGCUCUUGUCAUUGACGAAGCUCAUUGCGUGAAGAAAUGGGGCACAGAAUUUAGAAAAGAAUUUGGCAGAUUAGGUGACCUACGUGGCUUUUUUCCUCCUUCUGUCCAUUUCAUGGCUCUCACAGCAACGGCAUCUAAUUCAGUACAGAAACACAUCACUCGUUUACUGGGUAUGUCAAGACCUCAAAUGGUGAUCCGGUCACCAGAUAAGCCAAAUAUUUAUUACAGCGUUUCUGAAAAGUGUGGUACUUUAGAAGAAAUUUUUAAGCCAUUGAUUGAAGAGUUAAGAGUUUCUCGUAUAAAUACAAAGAGGACCAUUGUCUUCUGCAGAACUCUUAAAGAUUGCAGUGACUUAUACCUUUUCUUUCGAUACACAAUGGGAAAGGAAUUCAAUGAACCUAUUGGGGUAGCUGAUUUUCCAAUAUUUCGCUUAGUAGACAUGUUUUCAGCAUGCAACACACCUGGUUUGAAGCAGUCAAUUUUAUCCUCUUUCAGUAACCCUAGUGGAAUAUUGCGGAUUGUCAUUGCAACUAUCGCUUUUGGCAUGGGGAUAGAUUGUCCAAAUGUGCAGAGAGUGAUUCACUGGGGACCACCCUCCGAUUUGGAAAGUUAUAUACAGGAAACCGGCCGAGCUGGUAGGGAUGGAAGUAAGGCUUAUGCAGAGCUCCUGUUUUCCAAACGAGACACUGGUGUUAGUUUUAUGGAGCCAAGCAUGAAGUCCUACUGUCAAAAUGUGGAUGUAUGUCGGCGAGAGGUACUAUUUCGAGAUUUUGAGAUUGCUUCUCCUUCUAAGAAACCGUUAGGAUGUUUGUGUUGUGAUAUAUGUGCAAUGGUAUGUUCAUGUAGUGACUGUCAGUUUAAUGAUUGUACUGUAUAA
Messenger RNA from Amphimedon queenslandica, 1379 nucleotides. RefSeq names its product ATP-dependent DNA helicase RecQ-like. The transcript has 2 exons. Gene Ontology annotation, biological process: double-strand break repair via homologous recombination. NCBI's taxonomy places the organism in Eukaryota, Metazoa, Porifera, Demospongiae, Haplosclerida, Niphatidae. Gene Ontology annotation, cellular component: chromosome; nucleus; cytoplasm. Bases 21 to 1379 code for a protein of 452 amino acids. The record is from RefSeq and is a predicted model, not a curated record. Gene Ontology annotation, molecular function: 3'-5' DNA helicase activity; ATP binding; nucleic acid binding.